Helianthus annuus (common sunflower) is the source of this 1095-nucleotide messenger RNA. RefSeq names its product replication protein A 70 kDa DNA-binding subunit B-like. Gene Ontology annotation, cellular component: nucleus. Gene Ontology annotation, molecular function: DNA binding. The record is from RefSeq and is a predicted model, not a curated record. Gene Ontology annotation, biological process: DNA recombination; DNA repair; DNA replication. The transcript is spliced from 9 exons. The coding region runs from base 1 to 1095 and encodes 364 amino acids. Lineage: Eukaryota; Viridiplantae; Streptophyta; Magnoliopsida; Asterales; Asteraceae.
AUGGAAACUAAUAAUGGAAAAAACCAAAAGAAAGUCACGUUUAUGCUUGAAGACUUAAACAAUAAGCAGAUCUUUGUGACACUUUGGGACAGUUAUGCCGAUCAAAUAAUGGAGUAUGAGAGCAGCAAUCGAGGUGAAAAUAAUGUUGUCAUAAUCAUUCAGUUUGGAAAAUACAAAUUCUGGGGAGGACAUUUUUCUGUAUCUAAUUUGUAUACCGUCACUCGAGUCUUAAUAAACGCUGAUAUUGAUGAGGUUGUUCAGUUUAAAAAAAGAUUUAUCGAGAAGCUUUCUCCUGAAACUUCUUCCAGUUAUUCUGGCUUAAGUUCUUCUGUUGUCAAGUCAGCCACUGAAGAGUUCCUUUCUGACUUUACUUUUUCUCCCAUUGGAUCGUUGAACUCAAUAGAUAAGACGAAGUUUGUUAUCGUUGUUGGGACUAUCAAGAGUUUUGCGUCAAACGAUGAGUGGUUUUACAACGCGUGCAAAAGCUGCAACAAAAAGGUUUCAACCACUACUAUUCUUAAAGAGAAGCAGGAUGGUACUAAUGGUUUUAAAGAGGUUGUUAUCUUGGAAUGCAAGACUGAUGUUUGUAAUACAAGGACCGUUUCAUCAACUCCAAGGAUUAGGCUUGCUAUACGUGUCCAGGACUGUACCGGCAUUGUCACUCUGACAUUGUUUGAACGUGAGGUGACGAAGCUUUUGAAGGUUAAUGCAAAUCAGCUGUUAGAAAACAACAUUGAAUUAGCCAACGAAGGAAACUUUCCAAUGGAGCUAAAUACUUUACUCAAUAGAAAGUUUGCGUUCAAGAUAGUUGUUUCUUCAUUUAACAUUAACAAAAAGUCAGAUGGCUACUCACCUAUUGAUGAGGAAGCCGUCAAUGUCGAACUAUCCCAUUCCAAUCGUAUUGUUGAUUGUGCUGUUAAGAAUAGUAACUCCGAUAUGAUGUGUGAAGGUGACUUGAAGCGCAAUUUGGAUAACGUUUAUGAUGUUGAUGUGGUUUCUUCCCAGUCGUCAUCAAAGAUGUGUAAAAACGAUAGUGGGCAUGAGGACAAUGAUAUUGUCGACACAGUGCUUCUAAUUCUAAAGAUUGAAGAGUAG